Molecule: messenger RNA, 910 nt
Organism: Impatiens glandulifera
Lineage: Eukaryota; Viridiplantae; Streptophyta; Magnoliopsida; Ericales; Balsaminaceae
Product: nicotinamidase 1
Exons: 6
Coding region: 54-782 (242 amino acids)
Biological process (GO): pyridine nucleotide salvage
Molecular function (GO): nicotinamidase activity
Source: RefSeq, a predicted model, not a curated record
UUAUUUCAUUGACUGAGUUUGGAAGCGCCGCAGAAACCACAGAAAUUAAGGAAAUGGCUUCAUCAACGAAGAUUGAUCUGUUGAAGGAAGAGCUUCCGGUGGAGCAGGAAACUCUUGUCCUGGACGGCGAUGUGAAGACAGGUUUGGUUAUUGUCGACGUCGUCAAUGGCUUUUGUACCGUCGGCGCUGGAAAUUUGGCUCCACCAGUUCCUGAUGAACAAAUUUCUGGAAUGGUUCAAGAGACAGUUCGAAUUUCCAGGAAUUUUGCUGAAAAGAAGUGGCCGAUUUAUGCUCUUCUUGAUACUCACCAUCCUGAUAUUCCUGAGCACCCUUAUCCUCCUCACUGUCUAGUUGGAACCGAAGAAGCAGAAUUAGUUCCAGGGCUGAAAUGGUUGGAAAAUGAACCGAGUGUUACUCUCAGACGCAAGAAUUGCAUCGAUGGGUAUAUUGGUUCUACCGAGAAGGAUGGUUCCAAUGUUUUCAUCGAUUGGGUGAAAACUAACCAGAUCAAAAGGAUAUUGGUGGUAGGGAUAUGCACUGACAUAUGCGUGCUAGACUUUGUUUGCGCUGCUCUUUCUGCUAAGAAUCGCGGAUUUCUCGAUCCUUUGGAGGAGGUUUUGGUGUACUCUUCUGGCUGUGCCACCUUUGAUUUACCAGCUGAUGUUGCCAAAAACAUUAAAGGGGCUAUUGCACAUCCACAGGAAUUGAUGCAUCACAUAGGGCUUUACAUAGCCAGGGGAAGGGGAGCGAAGGUUGUGUCAGAAGUGUCAUUUAGCACAUAACAUGUAAGAUUUUAUGGGCAAUUCUACAAACAUAUGGUGAAGAUGAUUAAAUAGAAUAUGUAGAAAUAUUUGAGCUGUUUAUGGGUUAUUCCGUCUUUGAUGCAAUUUUAUUCAUCAUAAUUACUAUU